AGUGCAUCCUCACUGUGGCUCAAACUGUGAAAAAGAGUUGCAGUGCUGCACCGAUACAGCUUUUUCUCCUCCUUCACCUCCACUGGCUCUAAAAUCCACACUUUGUGGUCUUUUUUUCCCUCCUUUUUUCUUUAGAAUGCACUUUAAAUAUUAUUGGAGUUUCUCCUGCACACUGCAUUUAAAACUGUGGGCACUGACUUUGAAUCAGGCUGAAAUUCAAGAAGCUCCGUGAGGAAGAGAUGGAAAACCUGGAGGAAUGACAGCGUGGGAAAAUGUGCUACUUCAAAAGGACAGAUAACACCCAACAGGAGAGGAUCUGAAGAUGAUGGAGAGCUGUGGAGGAGACGCGUCAACGGGAUAGGAGGAGCGGGAGGCGGUGGGGGGCGGAGGGACACAGGAUGGCGUGAGGACAUAGGCUGGUGGUUGGUUUGAUCGGAGCCACGUGUGCGUCCGGCAACGUCUCUUCGCCGUUUCAUGGAUGUCGACGAGACGCUGGUUCGCCACGCUGCCCCGGUCUCCUCCGUCUUGGCCCAGGCUUCUUGGGAAAAGUUUAUUCAUGAAUCCUUGAAGAAAUCAAUCUGUUGUUCAUCUGCAUCCUCAAGCUUCGUUAAUGGGACUCAUUACUUCUGAUAUGAAUUGCUUUAAAUAAGCAGAUCUGUGCUUGAGCAAAGAAGCUCUAGAUAAAGACGAGCACAGACCAGAUCUCCUGGCGAUGCCAUCAGCCUGCUGUACGAUGUGUUUAAAACUGUGGCUGAGCAACGGGAGCUUGGACGACGUUGGCAACACUGAGCAGCCAUGAUCUCCGCAAUUCCACCAUCUGAUCGGUCAGCCAUGAGGGCAACUCUGAGCUGAUAGUAUGUUGUCAGCAGCACUGUGGCCCAACUUCCUGCUUCACCCUCAAUAAAACCAACCUGGACAAUUCAGUCGACGUUUUGAAAAUGGCAGCGGAGAGUUUCCAGCUGGGGACAGACGACGAGCACCAGGCUGCGUCAUCGCUAGCAUCCCUCCAUCUCAGGGACGGCAUUGGGAUCGGGAACACUGGCCACAUGAAGGACAAUCCAGAGCCCGAUGCUGCCCUUCCUGCGAUUACAUCACCACCUCCUGACCAAUCACAGCAGCGAGCAGAGAUCGCUCCACCAGCAGAUCAAGAGUUCCUGGAAACAGAAAAGGACCAAAACGACAGCAAGGAGAAAGCUUGCAUUCGGACACCGGUUCCUCAGCAGCUCUCCUCCCAUUUUGCUCAAGAUCAUGUGAAUCCUGACCUGAAACCAACGAACAUGAGCAAAGAAGGAGAUAUUCCAGCAGAGAACAACGUAAAUAAAGCAAUGGCAGCCUCUGACAGAAGCACUGAUGAUCAGCAGCUGUCUGAUGCAGAAUGGUACUGGGGCAACAUUUCAAGAGAGGAGGUAAAUGAGAUGAUGAGAAACACUCCUGAUGGUACAUUUCUGGUACGAAAUGCUUCCAGCGGGACUAAAGGGGAAUACACGCUGACUCUGCGAAAAGAUGGGUACAACCGACUAAUAAAAAUCUUCCAUCAAGGGGGGAAGUGCGGCUUUUCUGAGCCACUGACUUUUCCCUCACUGGUUGACCUGAUCCAGUUCUACCAGAAGAAACCACUAGCCCAGUACAACUCUAAGCUGGAUAUCAAGUUACUUUACCCGGUUUCCAGAUACUAUCAACACCAUGUGAUGGAGAUAGAUAUUGCAGCAAUCGGAGAACAGCUGAGGAUAUUUCAGGAUCAAUACAAGGAGAAAAGUCAAGAGUAUGACCAUCUAUUUAAGGAGCUGAACCAAACCUCACAGGAGCUCCAGAGCAAGCGAACGGCCAUUGAGGCUUUCAGUGAAAUUAUUCGGAUCUUUGAGGAGGAGUGUGAAACCCAGGAGCGCUACAGCAAGGAAUACAUCGACAUGUUCCUCACAUUAGACAGCAGCACAAAAAAUGACAACAGAAUUCAAAACAACUCUGAUGAACUGCAGUCCAGGGUGGAGGAGAUCCACAACAGCAAGAAGAUGUUGGAGGAAGAACUGAGGACAAAAGCACUGGCUCACUUGGAGGUCGACAGGAAAAUUACUAGACUGAAGCCUGAUCUUGUACAGCUCAGAAAAAUCAGAGAUCAAUACCUUCUAUGGCUGACCCAGCAAGGCAUGAGACAGAGUCAAAUUAACAACUGGUUGGGUGUUAGAGCUGAUGAAGAGGACCCUUACACCCUUGAAGACGACACCCAUGAGGAGGAGAGGAGUUGGUAUGUUGGAGGUAUGAGACGAAGAGAGGCGGAGGAGCUGCUGAAAGGAAGGCGGGAUGGGACAUUCUUGAUCAGGGACAGCCAGACUCAGAGGGGAUCCUUUGCUUGCUCUGUUGUCGUGGACGGAGACGUCAAACACUGUGUGAUCUACAGGACGUCUACAGGUUACGGCUUCGCCGAGCCCUACAACUUGUACUCGUCACUGAGGGAGCUUGUCCUCCACUACCGCCACACAUCACUGAUCCAACACAACCAGCAGCUGAAUGUAACCCUGGCCUGGCCCGCUUUCAGUCAGCAGUCCAGCUGAGACGCACCAGCACGCUGUCCUGAUUCCCAAAGUUUCACAGCAUUAGCACAGAGGACUCACCCAUAUGGAGACACAGAUGAAAACAAAGAUCAUGUUAGUGAUUCACAGCCAGAAUAACUAACUGGUAUGUUUUCACAUAAAAUACUAGAAUGAGCAGCAUUCAGCUCAUAAUACAGAUUUGAAGCAACUUCAGCUUUGAUUAUGUCAGACUGUCUGCAGCCCUAAAACUCACACGCUAGUACACUUUAAGAUGUUCAGUUCAAGCGAUCCAGAGCAGAUCUAAUAAAAAUGACACCAGUUUAUCAUGUUGCUAUAAAAUCCAACCUUAGCUGUUCCAAUUAAUUUUUUCGAUUGAUCGUAUUUGUUGUCUAAACCACUUUUUAUUCACACAUAAACUCAUCCAACAAUAAUGCAUACAUUUGUAAAAUUUAGAGGAACAAAACCGUAUUAAUAAAACCAUUUUUGCUGAAACAGUUGAAGCAGAUGGUUGUACAGUCAUGGGGAAAAAAAUGCAGCCUUGCUGCUAAUCAAAGGCACAUGAUUAAUUGCUUCUCACAUCAGCAAGUGUAACGAUCACAGAGAUGGCAGAACAGGGAUGGGUUGGAAUAAACUGGGGUGUUUUAACACAAUGCCAAUGUUGAAAGACAUCAUGACCUUCGAGAAGCAAUUUUUUAGGUUUCCAUCAAACUUGGAAAAAGUUUGAACAAUUAGAAAAGACUAGACAAGUAUGGAGGAUAAAUUCUUGAUGCAUGAAAAGAAUAUUGCUUAAUUAGGGCUUGCAAAGUUGCAUGUGGAUGAACUACAAGGACUUAAGGAACAAUCAAUGUUGUUUGGUCAGAUGGGACCAAAUUGGAGAAGUUUCAAUUUGAUGCACAGACAUCCUAAUCUCAACUGUGAUGCAUGGCGAUAGACAGAGAUGAUUCUGGUUUUUUUUCCCUAGUUAUAGACUCAUUUAUUUGACCCUAAUAUUUGUAUGUUAGAGUAAACCACAAACCAAAUUUCUACCAUAGCAAAUUUCACACCUGAUAGUCCAGUGGACCCGAUUUGAUUGGGAACCAAAUUUGCUUUCACCCUGAAGGUGUCAAGCAACCCAAAGCAGUUGAAAAACUCGUUCCCCCCUUCACCUGUGGUGGCACCAAGAACCACUGAAGGAAACAACACAAAAACCUUUGAAGAAGACACUGAGCGAAACGUCCUUCUUCACGAAAGGUAAACAGAAAUGGAGUAGCAUUUUAGCUGUUGUAGGAUUUCUCUUUUGUCUUUGGUAAAAGAUUGUGAGCUUUGUCUCCUGCAAGUGCUAGAAACGUGAAUUUGUUUUUGGUUGUACCCAGAAUGCCCUACGCUGUAGUAGGUUUCUUGAUUUUGGAGCGGCAAGCGGUUUGCUUGGCAUUCACACUUUCACUGAAACUGCAUCAGAAUUCACUUCAAUGUAACAGAGACUUUGACAUUUUGGUCCCCAUCAGAGGUUGAUUGAACAGUCACACCUCCCCAAACAAACUCAAGUUUGAUUAAAGUGACUAACAAGCCUGGUGUGAAAGGUGUUGAAAAAUUCAAUCUAGACAAUUACUUUACAUUGUUGGCUGCUAUUGAAUUAUGGCGUGUCUUCUGAUUGUUCUUUCCUGUGACUGUAGGUCGGCUGCCUGUUUUUGCUCUUCAUUGAUAGAUUUGAUCUUCUGUCUGAGUAACAUGAAGUGGAGUAGUUCACUUAUAGAAAUACUGAUUUUUUUCCAAACAAUUUCAUCCCAAAGACUUACAGGGAUGCUAAAUGCUAAUAUUUCCAGAAAAAAUUACUCUAUCCUGAGGAUCAUAUUAAUUUCAAAACUAUGGUACUCAAAGGUUAAUCCCCACACGUUUAAUCUCUCUGUAGAAAGACAUGUCUUCCAUGCAAUCAAACACGUUUAUUCAGGGACAAAGGAGUGUUAAAGGUGCUCCAAGGGAAACUAAGCUCAGGAAGGGACUCUGCAAACAUGAAGGGUACUGCAGGGACUGGGGAGACACUCAAGCACUUUAUCCAGAAAAAAAACAACAAAAAGGAAUAGGUUCUCCAAGACGGCUCCUUUUUGCUGCUCUUGGCUAGCGAAACAUCUUGCUUUAUUCAACAUAAAUUACAUUUUUCCAUUUCAUAAUAUGUCUCAUUUGACAGUAGAUUAUGAGAGACAAAGGCCGAACAACAAUCUAUUGUUUAAAUAAAACGAGUAAUCACUCUGGUGUAGAUUAAUACUCUUAACUUUUUAUUUUAUUUUCCACGGAUUUGAACAAAAGAUUUUCUGUUAAGUUUGUUGAUUAUAUUAUGGAUGACAUUACAAAAGGCUAAAACAGCUGGUUUACAAAUCUAAAUAAUAGUUGAAAGGUGCCUUUAAGAGUUUUACGCCAGCUACAAUAUUCACCUUACAACAGACAACGGUUGAUGAAAUCAGUAGGUUUUGUCUGGUUGGAUAUGAUUUCAUAAACAUCCAUGACGAUCAAUCAGAAGAAGGCUUUGGCUCCAAUUUAGCAGUACAAUUUUUAGGACAACCCAUAGCACAGACCCAUUAACAUAAACGUCAGAGAAACUGCACAGAAAGGGUAUCACUGACGUUUUAGGUUAAAACUAAUUUAGCACAUAAAUAAAAUGUGGAGAUGAUCCACAUAGCACUACUAACAUCUAUGUAGUUUUAGGGAAACCUAAAACUACAUAGUGACUUCCAUAUUCACUACUGAAAUUGCAAUGCAGGGUUUCCCCCAGUGUAUUGUAAGCGUGGCGGCCCACCAGGAUUUACAUGUGUACCCACCAGACUUAGCAUUGCUUAUUUAUUCAAGUCUUUUUAAAAUGUUUGCAUUUUUUAAGACUUUAUAGUUGGUGUUCAGGUUUUUCACAUUUCUUGUCAACCUUAAAAUAUUUUUAGCUCAAAAACACAGGGCUUAGCAAGUUUUCUGGGGGAAAUCUUGCAAUGUAAGUUUCUAAUAGUCCACCAACUGAAUUUCAGUUUAAAUUUUGCUGUGUUUACAUUUCUUAAAGUAACGUUUCCAAUAAAUAUAAACACCUUUAAACCAUGUUCACACAAUAAUCAAAUCAGAUCUUUUUGCCCAUUUGCGACUUACAUCUGACUUUCAUUGCGGUCUGAUCAGCCCAAUUCCGAUCUUUCACCACCGCCCCCAGAUGGAAAAAAUAAAAAAUAAAAUCUAGUUUGUGCCACUUCCCUAUUUGGUACUAAUUGGAAUCCUUCUCCACUGUUUUCAAUUGCAGUCUGAACGGUCAUGUGACAUUUCAUCCAACUUUCAUGUUACUGAUACGUAUGAGACAUGUAUCAGUUAUGGUAAAUAAAAACAUAAACAAUGACUGAAAAUUAUGAAAGAAGUUAAGUUGACAAACUCAGAUCAGAAGAGAUGACCCGCUAAACACUUUACUGAGCGGAGAAGAAACCAUCCAGUCACAAACAGAGGGCACCUGUUUUAAGUCAAUUAUUCAGUGUCACAUUAUUGGUGCUCCUGUUAGAAAUGCACUUUUAUUGCAGUAGCAUAAUCUCAAGCUAUUUCAUGGUCUCAGUGUCACUGUGUGAUUGUCUUUCUCCAGCCCUGUUUGUCACAAUUCCAGUUUAGAGAUCAGUAAUUUGUGUGGCUGAUCUCCAAUACCUGCUUUUUGUGAAGAUCAACACAUAUCUGCUUUACUUGAAUUGCAUGAAUAAUCAUGGGCUUGUGUUUGAAUUAUAAUCUUAGGAAUAAUGACAUUGCGAAAUAUUCAAACUCAGAGAGGCUCUGAGGAAAUUUAAAGGUUUGAAGCAUAAUAUAAACAAACCAAUCUAACGAUGGUUUGUUUAUAUUUAUUUCGAAGGAGUUUUAUAUGUACUAGUAAGUGUGGAAACGGUGACUUUAUGAAGAACAAACAUAUUUUAUAACAAUAUUAUUCCUCCCACUCAAAAGAAUAAUUCUCACAUUUUCAGUGUGAACUUAUAGCAUUUAAAUAAAAGUUAAAUUUUAUGUAAGGAUUUUUAUUUUUGUAUUAUUAGAGGUCAUCAGUCUUUUCCUUAGCUACAUAUGUAGAACUCUAUUAAAUUGUUUACAUCCUAAUAUGUUAAAUAGUGAAAGAUGCAUCCAUUAUGGCUCUGCAUACAUACAAAAGUUAAUGAUAAUCCAGAAGUACUGUGAUGUGAUCCAUAGAACGAAGCAAGUAUUACCUCUAAAAGCUUUAAAAUAGUUACUACCUCAGUUUGAGGUAAAACUCAAAAAAAAGAUAAAACACUGUGUCUAAGUUAGGAGAUUCUUAGUUCAACAUUUCCAAGCUUGUUUUCUUUUAUAAUUAUUGGCAUUUCAAUAUAAAUUGUUUACAUUUUAAAGCUAUCCAGGAAUAGUCAAUUCUGGGGGAAACUGGUCUUCCACCCAGGAACUUUGGACUGAGAGUGGUGAUGAUGUAUUGUUUGAAAAAAAAAUAAAAAUAAAAACAAUGACCAGUAUUGCACAUUAAAGAUAUUAAUAUUUAGGCGCACAUAAUAUUUGUAAAAGGCUAAUAAAUAAUUCUUAUCUAUUAUGAUGGGUCACUUUUAAUGCAUUUCUCUCUUAACGGUCCACCAUGUGCUUGAUUGUCAGUACGUCACUUGAUGUUGUCAGUUCUGUUAGACUGUUACCUGCCGUGAAGUGAGUUGGACAGAUUUUAGCUUUUCUGGUCAUUAAUAAAGAAAAGAAGAAAAAAAAAGAAAUUAUAAGUUGCAUGAUCUUGUUACAAUGCAUUUAAUAUGUUAGGCUGGGUACUGUUUUACUUCUACAAUUUUACCACCAGCUAGGUAAGACAUUUUCUUUGCUUUUUACCUCAAAAUUAUGUAAAAUGUUUUCCUUUAUUUGUGCGAUUUGUGAUUGCCAUGAUUUGUUGUAGUUUUUCCAUUUUAAACAACACAAUAUAGAGUAGCUCGCUCACGUUUAACGUUAAGUGUGCCUGCUACCACAUCAGUUCGUUAGUGUUGCACAGUAUUAAAAUGUGAAGUCUUGCAAUGCACAGGUUUUGAGCAAACCACCACAACAGAGUGAGACGAAAACUUGUAUGAAAGUAAAAAAAAAAAAGAAGAUGUCUGCCCUUUCUAAGUCAUGUUGUGUAUUUUAUACUUUAGGCAGAUUAAACAAGCCGAGCGAUAGAUUAUCUCUGCAGCUUUAAACAUAAAUGUUUAAGUUAUUUAUUUACAGAAAGGCUGAAUAUCUGUUGAUUUUGUUGCACAAGUACAAAAACAUUUAAUGAAUUAAUAUACGGGUUGUAUGUGGACAGAAGCAGGCAUGACCACCGCUCUGUGGGGUUUGAAUAAAGCAUAGCAUUUGCACAGAAGUAUCUUUAAGUAGUUACAGAUACUUUAACUUUCCUCAUGUACACCAACCCUGUUUCAGAGACAGGUAGACUCGUCAUAGUUGUAUAUAUCUAUGGGAAAAAAGUUGCAAAUGAGAUUAAUGUGUAGUAGCACCAUAAAAAAGUAAGUAGCAUCUAUAUCUAGAUGACUACUGAAAUAUAAUUGAUAUUUUCUGUAAAGUUGGAGAGUUUUGUGCACAAAUUGGUAUUUUUCUGUGUCAUUGUUGCUUUCUGUAUAUGUAAUGUUUUAUCACUGUGCAAACAGAAUAUUUAAAAAAAAAAAAAGAAUAUUUUGAAAAGAGAAAAGAUGCAGGGAGAAAUUAAGCACCAAUUUAUAUUUCAUGGUACCAAACAUCUUUUUAACCAAUUGGAUGUUACAGCUGUUGUGGCAGAUGUGCAGCAACAAAAAUAAAGCUGAACUUAUUGGGAUGUUUAUUUAUUUAUUUAUUUUCUAAACUUCUGCUAUUCAGUUUGGCAAUCAUCUAAAGUCUACUUCUUGUAAUUAGUAGUUUUUGUUUUUGUUCCUGAGUGACUGAAUUCAAUGGUGCAAGAUGUUAAGGACUUGUGGCAUGGAAGAAUAAAUCCAUUAGCUGCAAUAAAAUUUAGAAAACAGUUGGUUUUCUCUGCAGUUAGGUCAAUAUUUUUGUUUAAAGGAUGCCUUGAGAGGCUUGUUAUUACAGAACAGAGAGACAGAAUGCUGUAAGUGGAACAGUAAGUGUUUUUAUUGUGGUUGUUUCCAUGCAGCUAAUGCAAAUUUGAAUAUCUUAACACUUCCGAUGAAGUUAUUUUUGCAGUGUAUGGAAAACAGAAUGGCUUUAGCAGAUAAAAAGAUGUUGAUAUAAAGUAGAAGAAUGGAAUAUGUUUGUAACUUAGAGACAACUAAAAUUUUUCUGAUUUCAAUUUCUAACUUGUGAAAAUAAUAUGUCAAAUUACAAUAACUUCAAAUAGUUACUUUCAGUACUUAGUCAUUGUAAACUUGAAAUAAACAAAUUUCAAGUGUUUAUUUCUGUUCAUUUGGAUUCUUAAGGUUCACAGCAAAUUUCAAUUACACUACAAAAAAAAUGUGAAACAAUAUAAUCGAACACAAAAAUGUUAGUCUUUUGAAAAGCAUGUCCAUGUCCUGCUGUUUUUAGACCUACCACAUUUUUCCUUUCUCUCAAAUUUACUGACUUGACAUUUGGAGGGAAAUUCUCAAAAGGUCAAGAUUACUCACAGCACUCUAUAUGGCACAAUAAAUGGAAAAUUGAGUGGAAGGAAAAAGUCGGAGGAGAAACAGGGAUAUCGGUGGCUGCGCAGAACUUCCUUUACAAAAUCUUGGAAGAAUUUGAAUCAAUUAAAUUUUUUUGUUUCUUGGUUGCUAAGCAGAAAUGUCACGUUAGUCAAAGGUCAGAGAUCAAAUCUUAUCCAGAGUUACAGGCAAGUGUUGGAUGGUAAGCGUUUGGGUGGGAUUAAAUAUAGAAAUUAAUUUUGAGAAUAAAAUUAAUCGGAAGACUCAUCUUUCGUGUCUUAAUAAUUUUUUUGGCUUUGGAUUCAAAAUUUUCUUCCAUGCCAUGAUGAGAUGUUUUCUUGUAUUUGUGUCCCCCGCCCCUUUUAAUGGUGUUAUUUUAAUUUGAUGAAAAUGUCAUUAGCUUAGCAAAAUGUUCAUUAUCUAGGAUCUCUGAUCGGUGUUUAUGGUUUAAUCGCCUUUUUAGUUUCUGAAUCAUAUUAAAAUACUGUCAGGAUGA
Molecule: messenger RNA, 9578 nt
Organism: Poeciliopsis prolifica (blackstripe livebearer)
Lineage: Eukaryota; Metazoa; Chordata; Actinopteri; Cyprinodontiformes; Poeciliidae
Product: phosphatidylinositol 3-kinase regulatory subunit gamma-like
Exons: 12
Coding region: 939-2549 (536 amino acids)
Biological process (GO): insulin receptor signaling pathway; phosphatidylinositol phosphate biosynthetic process
Cellular component (GO): phosphatidylinositol 3-kinase complex
Molecular function (GO): 1-phosphatidylinositol-3-kinase regulator activity
Source: RefSeq, a predicted model, not a curated record